AUGGGCGAUGAGUUCAUACACUGGAAACCCGAGCAGGCGGAGCAAUCUUGCGGUUCUGAGUUUGACAGCAUAUCUGAGAGCAGUGAUCCCGUCCUUUCCACCACCCUACUUGUACGCGCGCCGCCAACUUUCUCAGAGAUCAGAUACGAGCUUCCCGAUCGCCGUACCAAGACGAUCGUCCAAGGCCUCCUUGACGGGGAUCCCGAAAGCCAAGGCAAACUCUCCCUCUUUGACAUUGGAAGGAUCAUACCCCCUUCCUCUUACGAAGUCAACUCCGCUAUCAGCGAUGCCUUGAAAACCUUUCUGCAAACGGGGGACCAUGGAAAUCUUGCGAUACAGCUUGAAGACUACCGAGUGGAGGAGGAACUCAGAGAUGACGAGAGAGACAGGAUGAUGAAGCGGCGCCUCGCUCUCGAAGAGGCCGAGACUCUGGGAAAGAAGAUCUGCAGGCGAAUGAUUGCCCUGGGGCCGCUGUCCGCCGACGCUCUGGAUACAAGCGGACGUGCAAAGACACUACAACUCAUCAAGUCAGGUUUUGGAAAUAGGAGUCUGCUCGACACGUACUUUGAAGCAGAGGAAAGUCCAGCCGCCAAUCACCUUCUGAAGGUAACCACACACACGCACAGCUACGAAGAUGAUGAAGAGGAAGAGGACUCACAGACUGAUCCGGUGUGGCUAUCCGAGAAGAAGGCCCAGGCCGCGCUUGCACUUCUCAGAAUGGACUCGGAGGAGAUCGGGGAGUUCCAGCCAUUUGUACGGUCAAGCGACAUGUUGAAGACGGAGGCUACUCUGGGGCGGCGGGCGCAGAGGAUCGAACUCUCACAGCUUUUGGUGACAGGAGAAGAAGAGUGGUACCCCGGGUAUCUGACCACAGUGGUCAUCCAGCUUUAUGAGGCGUCGGAGGACGGUCCUACACUCCGUCGGGUGCACGGCGAGGACGACCCACUGCGAGACCAGUCAUCGGAACAGAGCGAGGACUCCGGCUCGACGGGCGAUCUGAGCGGAGUGGUCGAGCUGUAG
This is a messenger RNA of Dioszegia hungarica, 1020 nucleotides long. RefSeq lists its product as uncharacterized. Bases 1 to 1020 code for a protein of 339 amino acids. The transcript has a single exon. The record is from RefSeq and is a predicted model, not a curated record. Lineage: Eukaryota; Fungi; Basidiomycota; Tremellomycetes; Tremellales; Bulleribasidiaceae.